Messenger RNA from Aspergillus aculeatus ATCC 16872, 3405 nucleotides. RefSeq lists its product as uncharacterized. The record is from RefSeq and is a predicted model, not a curated record. The transcript is spliced from 3 exons. Gene Ontology annotation, molecular function: protein binding. The coding region runs from base 1 to 3405 and encodes 1134 amino acids. Lineage: Eukaryota; Fungi; Ascomycota; Eurotiomycetes; Eurotiales; Aspergillaceae.
AUGAAGCAACUUCUCGAACAAUUUAACCUUGUGAAACUACGUGUUGCAGAAGGAGCGAUUUAUAAUUCUUAUCUCAACGAACAUGAAGACUUUUGUCUUCCUGGAACAAGGACUGAGCUUCUGUCUGAGAUUCACAAGUGGGCUGAUUCAGCGGAAAGUCGAUGCAUAUUCUGGUUGCGUGGAAAGGCAGGGACCGGGAAGUCCACUAUUGCCCGAACAGUCGCUCGAUCAUUUGAAGAAAAAGGUUCUCUUGGUGCUACCUUUUUCUUCAAAAGAGGUGAAUCCGAUCGCGAUACUGCGAAAUAUUUUAUUUCAACUAUUAUAAAGCAGUUGGUGUCUCGACAUCGGCAGUUGAUACCUGACAUUUCAAAUGCUAUCGAGAACGAUUCAAAUAUUCUAUACAAGUUUCAGAGUGAACAGUUUGAUAAGCUUCUCUAUCGGCCUCUUGAGAAGCUGCAUCUGAACUAUUCUACAAUUAUUGUUAUUGUUAUCGAUGCCUUGGACGAAUGUUCUCGGGAAAUUGAUAUAAAAAUUAUACUUGAACUUUUGUCCAAGUUGAAGAAAAUACGAUCUGUACCUCUGCGAGUGAUUUUAACCAGCAGACCUGAACCUCCAAUUCGAACCGGCUUUGAAGGUAUUGGCGGCUAUCAAGGCCUGGUUCUUGAUGAACUUUCUGAUUCAGAAAUCAAAAACGAUAUUGGCCUGUUUCUGAAUCAUAAGUUUGCGGAGAUACGGGACGAAUGCUCAAUCUCUGAGACUUGGCCUGGGAAAAAUGAUAUGGAAAAACUGGUAGAUAUGGCUUAUCCUCUGUUUAUAUUCGCAGCCACCAUCUGCCGCUUCGUGGGGGACAAACGCUGGUCUCCAGAAAAACGCCUUAAAGCAAUUCUUCAAAGUCCAUUGGCAAUAUCCGGAAACCGAAUGGAAAGCACCUACCGUCCUAUUUUGGAUCAACUUGUUUCUGCCGCAGAUGAAGAAGAUGCCGAGAACUUAUUGCAAGAAUUUAAGAAUAUAAUUGGGGUUAUUAUUCUUCUUGCUAUACCGCUUUCAGUCAAUGCUCUCGCCAGCCUUAUAAAUAUGCAAAUUGUGGAUGUUGAUACUCGCCUGGCUGGAUUUCAUUCGGUGCUCAGCGUGCCGGUGAAUUCAACAGAAGAUAUUUAUUCGCCUAUUCGCACUCUGCAUACAUCAUUCCGAGACUACCUCCUUACAACACGAAGCGAUUUCCGAAUUCAGGAGGCAAUGAUGCAUGGAAGGAUAGCAAACCAUUGCCUACGAGUUAUGUCUGACCAUCUCAAACAUAACAUCUGUAACCUAGCAAGUUACGGAACAAAGCGCGAGGAGAUUGACCUUGUGGUCAUUACUAAGUAUCUUACAGCUGACGUGCAAUAUGCCUGCCAGUAUUGGGUUUACCAUUUUGCGCGUAGCCAAGAUUGGAUUUCUGAUUCUGAAAUUCUAUCAUUCCUGAAAAAGCGAUUUCUCCACUGGUUAGAGGCAUUGGCCAUUAUUGGAAGUAUAUCUGAUGCACCACAGUUGAUCAAUACACUCAACGAAAGAUCAUCGAAGUUGAAAGAUAGUGAGCUUUCUGAAUUUCUCGACGAUGCAAGAAGAUUCACUCUUCAGAAUUCCUCGAUAGCUGGAACUGCUCCACUUCAAAUCUAUUGUUCUGGGCUGGUUUUUGCACCAAUGAAAAGCAUUAUAAAAAAAAGUUUCAAGGGUGAAAUGAAACGGAUACAAACAUUCCCAGUGAUAGAAGACUCAUGGAGCCCAUGUCUGCAGACAUUUGAGAGCAAUUCAGGAAGCAUUCGCUCAGUAGCGUUUUCUUCCGAUGGGCUUUCUCUAGCAUCGGGAGCAUUUACUGGGAUUAUCGAAAUUUGGGAUACUGGGACAGGCGCCCGCCAAGAGAUAUUCAAAGCUCAUUCAGGUUCAGUCAGUACAUUAGCCUUUUCUUCAAAAGGGCUUACAUUGGCGUCAGGCUCUGAUGACAAAACUAUAAAGCUCUGGGACCUUGCUUUAGGCAUGCGUCAACAGACAUUCAAGGGCCAUUCAGAUUGGGUCUGUUCAGUAGCCUUUUCUCCCAAUGAGCCUAUAUUAGCAUCAGGCUCAAGAGAUAAGACUAUUAGACUCUGGGACCUAGAAAAGAAAGAACCUCUAAGGGAAUUCAAGAGCCAUCUAGGUGUGAUAUUUUCGGUGGCUUUUUCUUCCGAUGGACUUAUAUUGGCAUCAGGUUCUGAAGACAAAACUAUCAGACUUUGGAAUAUCAGAACUGGUGAAUGUCAGCAACAGACUAUACAGGCUCAUUUAGGAAAGGUCAACUCAAUGGCCUUCUCCCCUGUUACGUCCAUACUGGCGUCGAGCUAUAGUGAUGGAACCAUCAAGCUCUGGGAUUUGACAAUAAAGGAGGAAAAGAAGAUAUUGAGAAGUCAUUCAAGUUGCAUCCAUGCAAUGGCCAUCUCUUCCUCUUCCAAAAAGCCUAUACUAGCCUCAGGUUCUGGUGAUAAGACUAUAGUUUUGUGGGAUACUAAAACAAGCAAGCAUCAGCAUACUUUAAAAGAUCAUUCAGAGUUGAUUAGCUCAGUUGCCUUCUCUCCUGAUGGGCUCACACUGGCAACGGGCUCUUUUGAUCGGACUGUUCGGAUAUGGAACAGCACAACAGGCAUAUGCCAGCAGGUAUUAAAUAACCAUUCAGACCCUAUCUGGUCAGUGGCUUUCUCUCCAAAUAGAGAUGAGCUUAUACUGGCAUCAGGCUCUAGUAAUGGAACCAUCAGACUCUGGAAUCUCAGGACUGGUCAAUGUCAGCGAGUUCUGAAGAAUUCAGCUGGUAUUUUCUCAGUGGCAUUUUCUUCUGAUGGACUUACACUGGCAUCAGGCGAUGAGGAUGGAGCUAUCAGACUUUGGAAUAUAAGAGAUGGUAAUACUCUGCAAGUUAUAGAGGGGCAUUCAGGUUGGGUCUUUUCAGUAGUUUUUUCUCCUAAUGAGUCUGUACUAGCAUCAGGCUUUGAUGAUAGUACUGUCAAGCUCUGGGAUACUGAAAAUGGUAUAUUAAAGCAAACUUUACAGGGUCACUCAUCUUUUGUCCACUCAGUGGCCUUCUCUUCUGAUGGGUCUUUACUAACAUCGGCCUCUUAUGAUCACACUAUCAAAAUCUGGAUGAAAGAAGGGGGCAUCUACAAGGAGGUAUCGAAGGACCAUCUCAAUUCGGCCAGUUCAGCACUCAGACAUUCGGACCUGAAUUCUCCAAUAUCUUCAUCAGAUAAUUGGAUAGCCCUAGAGGGCGAGAAUCUGCUGUGGCUUCCUGCUGAAUACCGAGCUUUUGUACGCCAUGCUGUCAAGGACACUACACUUGCUCUAGGAUAUGAGAACGGGCAGGUCUUGAUUAUAGGUUUCCGUACAGCGAACGAACCAGGCUAA